Molecule: messenger RNA, 3828 nt
Organism: Ascochyta rabiei
Lineage: Eukaryota; Fungi; Ascomycota; Dothideomycetes; Pleosporales; Didymellaceae
Product: niemann-Pick type C- protein 1
Exons: 2
Coding region: 1-3828 (1275 amino acids)
Cellular component (GO): membrane
Molecular function (GO): lipid carrier activity
Source: RefSeq, a predicted model, not a curated record
AUGGCACAACGGCGCUCAGCAGGAUGGAGGGCGGCAACAGUGGGGCUGUUCUCCCUCCUCGCCAGUGCAGCGCUCGCAGGACCGGACCUGACGACAAGGCACGAGAAGGGACGCUGCGCCAUAAGGGGCCAGUGUGGCAAGCAGAGCUUCUUUGGAUCUGAGCUGCCCUGUCCCGACAAUGGCCCAGCCAAGACACCGACCGACGACGUCAGGAAGCAACUGGUCGCCAUUUGCGGUGAGCAAUGGUCAGAGACAGACGUCUGUUGUGAGGCCGAGCAGCUGGAUGCCCUCAAGACGAACCUCGACCGCGCCACGCCCAUCAUCAACGCCUGCCCGGCCUGCAAGGAGAAUUUCUUCAACAUGUUCUGCACAUUCACCUGCUCGCCAGACCAGUCGCUGUUCAUCAACGUGACAGACACGGCGCCAAAGGGCGACAAGUUUCUCGUCACGGAGUUGACCCACCUGGUUUCGGACGAGUACGCAGGCACAUUCUACGACAGCUGCAAGGAUGUCAAGUUCGGCGCCACCAACGGCAAGGCCAUGGACUUCAUUGGCGGCGGCGCGAAGAACUACACGCAGUUCCUGAAGUUCCUUGGCGAUAAGAAGUUCCUCGGCUCUCCCUUCCAGAUCAACUUCCCGCGUCCAGAUGAGGCCGAGUUUCCCGACAUGGAGGCCAUGAACAAGCACGCAUACCCGUGCGAUACCGACGAUGAGCAGUACAGGUGCGCUUGUCUUGAUUGCGGCAGUUCGUGCACUCAGCUCCCUGAGGUCACCGAGGCUAAGCAGUGUUACGUCGGCUUGCUGCCUUGCCUUUCUUUUGCUGUCAUCAUCGUUUACUCUGCGCUACUGGCCUUGCUGUGUACUGGUGUCGCCGCACACGUCGCCAAACAGAAGAUCUCGCAACAGAAGAACGAACGACUGCGCCUUCUACAAGAUCUGGAGCCCAGUGAUGAUGAGGAUGAAGGCGACAUCGUCCACAACAUCGGCAUGUUGGACCGUCCCACCAAGCACUACAUGGUCAACACAUGGUGCGACCGUCUCUUCAGCCGCCUUGGUUAUGUAUGCGCGAGGUUUCCGGUGAUCACCAUCGUCACCAGUGUUGUUGUCGUCGCGUUGAUGAGCUUAGGGUGGCUGCGUUUUACCAUCGAGACUGAUCCUGUUCGCCUAUGGGUUGCUCCAGAUUCGGCAGCUGCACAAGAGAAGGCAUUCUUCGACGAGAAGUUUGGUCCUUUCUUCCGAGCCGAGCAAGCUUUCCUCGUCAACGAUACCAGCAAGGGUGCGCCAGUGCUGAGCUACGAGACGCUGGACUGGUGGUUCGGCGUUGAGGACCAGAUUCGCCGUCUCAAGUCAUCUCAAAGCGGAGCAACUCUCGACCAGGUCUGCUUCAAGCCGAUCGAAGACGCUUGCGUUGUGCAAUCGGUGACUGGCUACUUCCAAGGCGAUUUCGCGAACCUGUCGCCUAGUAGUUGGCAGGAUGACAUCAUGGACUGCGUUGACAAUCCUACUCAGUGCUUGCCUGAGUUUCAGCAGCCUCUGGACCCUCAUCUCCUAUUCGGUGGUGUCAACCAGAGCGUCCUGGAUGCCCAGGCGCUCGUUGUUACAUGGGUAGUAAAGAACCACGCCGAAGGUACGCCUGAGCUGCAACGCGCGAUGGACUUUGAGGAUGAGAUGAAGAACUAUCUUAAGCUGGUACAAGACGAUGCCAAGAGUCGUGGUCUUCGCCUGAGUUUCAGCACCGAAGUCAGUCUCGAGCAGGAGCUCAAUAAGAGCACCAACACCGAUGCUAAGAUCGUGGUGGUGAGCUACAUCGUCAUGUUCUUGUAUGCCUCACUCGCACUCGGCUCGACAACCCUUACAGUACGAUCUGUCCUCCGCAACCCUGCAAAUGCGCUUGUUCAGUCCAAGUUUAUGCUGGGAACUGUUGGCAUUCUCAUUGUCCUUAUGUCGGUCGCAGCCUCCGUUGGACUGUUCUCUGCCGCUGGUAUCAAGGUCACCCUGAUCAUCGCUGAAGUCAUCCCCUUCCUGGUACUGGCUGUUGGCGUCGACAACAUCUUCCUCAUCGUGCACGAGUUCGAACGCAUCAACGUUAGCCACCCCGAAGGCUCCAUCCCGGAGCGCGUAUCGCGUGCUCUGGGUCGCAUGGGACCGUCCAUUCUGCUUUCUGCACUUACAGAAACGACUGCGUUUGCUCUCGGCUGCGCAGUGGGCAUGCCUGCGGUACGCAACUUCGCUGCGUAUGCCGCAGGUGCUGUUUUCAUCAACGCCAUCCUUCAGGUUACGAUGUUCAUCGCUGUUCUUUCUCUGAACCAGCAGCGCGUCGAGAACAACCGCGCCGACUGCUUCCCAUUCCUUCGAGUACUGAAGGCGGACCCCGGCUACCUCAACGGCGGCAUGGGUCACGGCGCUGGCGAAGAGGGAGCUUUGCAGCGCUUCAUUCGUAAGACUUACGCCCCAGCUAUUCUAGGUAAGAAGACCAAGGUAGCCAUCCUCGCCGUCUUCUUCGGUAUAUUCACAGCUGGCAUUGCUUUGUUCCCUGCCGUCGAGCUUGGCCUCGAUCAGCGCAUCGCCAUGCCAAGCGACUCUUACCUCAUUCCGUACUUCAACGAUUUGUACGACUACCUCGACGUCGGCCCGCCAGUCUAUUUCAUCACCAGAGAGCUCAAUGUCACCGAGAGGAAGCCCCAGAAGGAACUCUGCGGUCGCUUUUCCACUUGUGACCAAAUCAGUCUCGCGAAUAUUGUUGAAGCCGAACGUAAGCGACCCGAGGUGUCGUACCUGGCUGCACCUGCUGCCAGCUGGCUGGACGACUUCUUCCUUUGGUUGAACCCCGAGAAUGAGAAGUGUUGUGUCGACAAGGGCAAGCCCUGCUUCGCCAACCGCACUCCAGCGUGGAACAUGACCCUCUACGGCAUGCCCGAGGGCGAAGAGUUCAUUCACUACCUCGAACGCUGGAUUGAUGCGCCAACCACAGAAGACUGUCCUCUGGGUGGCAAGGCUGCCUAUUCUGACGCCCUUGUCAUCGACGCCAAACACAACACGAUCCCAGCUUCGCACUUCCGUACUUCCCACACUCCUCUCCGUUCGCAGAGCGACUUUAUUGCUGCAUACACUGCAGCACGCCGCAUCGCCAAGGAAAUCUCCAAGGAUGUCGAGACCGAAGUCUUCCCCUACUCCAAAUUUUACAUAUUUUUCGACCAAUACACAUCCAUCGUUCGCCUCGCCGGCGCCCUCAUCGGCUCAGCGCUUGCAGCCGUACUGGUCAUCACUACAAUCCUGCUUGGCUCCAUCUCCACAGCCCUUGUUGUUACUCUUGUUGUUGCCAUGAUUGUAUCAGCCAUUAUCGGCUCCAUGGCCGUUAUGGGUGUGUCGCUCAACGCCGUGUCCCUCGUCAACCUGAUCAUUUGCGUCGGUAUCAGCGUUGAGUUCACAGCUCACAUCGCACGCGCAUUCACAUUUCCCAGCCGCGCGACAAUGGAGCGAGCGCCCCGUCACCGCUUCCGUGGUCGCGAUGCUCGUGCCUGGACCGCCAUGGUCAACGUUGCAAGCAGCGUCAUCAGCGGAAUUACAAUCACGAAGAUCCUCGGUGUCGGCGUACUGGCCUUCACUCGUAGCAAGAUUUUUGAAAUCUACUACUUCCGCGUCUGGGUCGCGCUCGUUCUGUGGGCCUCGACACACGCACUUAUUCUCCUCCCUGUCUUGCUCAGCAUGUUCGGAGGGAGAGGCUACGUCGAUCCCGAGAGCGAAGGCGGGCUCGAGCAGGAUCUGAGGCGGAGACAGUAUCCCGCGCUGCUAGGUGACGACGAUGAGGAGUACGACAGCGAUGAUUAG